Molecule: messenger RNA, 1128 nt
Organism: Fraxinus pennsylvanica
Lineage: Eukaryota; Viridiplantae; Streptophyta; Magnoliopsida; Lamiales; Oleaceae
Source: the annotation of a GenBank genome assembly
AUGAAUUCAACUUGUUCAAGUCUUGCUCUUUGUCCUCAAAAUGAUAAACAAAGCGAGGUUUUCUUCGACACGUCUAUGUUGCAAGAACAAGAAAACUUUCCAACAGAAUUCCUAUGGCCUCAUAGGGACCUAGCGUAUUCACAAGAUGAACUGAAGGAACCAUUAGUAGACCUAAAAGGGUUCUUGAAUGGUGAUGAGGAGGCUACGAAUUUAGCCGCCACGCAAAUUAGGACAGCAUGUUUGAACCAUGGUUUCUUCCAAGUUUCAAACCAUGGUGUAGAUAUAGAGAUUAUUCGGGCUGCCCAUGAUCAGAUGGAUGCAUUUUUCAAGCUUCCUGUGAAGAAAAAGCUGAGCUUUCGGAGAAAGCCAGGUAGCAUAUGCGGGUAUUCCGGUGCCCAUGCUGAUCGAUAUUCUUCCAAACUUCCAUGGAAGGAAACACUCUCAUUUGGACAUAAUCAUGCACAUGGAGCCGAGCUUGACGUGGUUAACUAUUUCAAAUCCGUUCUAGGAAACGAUUUUGAAGAAGCAGGGGUUAUCUAUCAGAACUACAGUGAAGCAAUGGAAAAUCUGGCUAUUGUAAUAAUGGAACUCUUGUCAAUUAGCUUGGGAAUUGAUCGUUCACACUAUCGGAAGUUUUUUGAAGAUGGUAAUUCAAUCAUGAGAUGUAAUUACUAUCCAGUAUGCAGAGAUCCAGGGCUUACCCUGGGCACAGGUCCUCACUGUGAUCCAACUUCCUUGACAAUACUGCAUCAAGAUCAAGUUGGCGGGCUUCAAGUUUUUGCAAAUAACAAAUGGCAAGCCAUUAAACCUCGCCACGAGGCCUUCGUUAUCAACAUCGGCGACACGUUCAUGGCGCUAUCUAACGGGAUAUAUAAGAGUUGCCUUCACAGGGCAGUGGUAAACAAAGACAAUGUGAGAAAAUCGUUGGCCUACUUUGUCAGCCCAAAAGAGGAUAAGGUGGUUCGACCCCCACAGGAUCUUAUGGAAAUGGAAAAAUCAAGAAAAUACCCAGAUUUCACGUGGUCGAGUUUUCUAGAAUUCACACAAAAACACUAUCGGGCAGAUGUCACAACACUUCAAAGCUUUAUCGACUGGUUUUUAUCCACCAAGAAACACGUUAAAUAUUAG